AUGGAAAACACAUCAAGCGCAUUAGUCUUAGCUGUAUUCUUACUAUGCGCUACGGUCUUGAUCACUCCAGGAGCAGCUAAUGACGAACCGCCACGACCAAAAUCUCCGAUCGACAUUGAGAAGUGUUGGUCAUCUCUGUUUAACGUCAACGGAUGCGUGCUCGAACUCUUCCAGUCAGUUUUCUCCGGCAAGUUCGGAGAGGUUGGGGUCUCGUGUUGCAAGGCGUUUUCGAACGUAGAUGCAAACUGUUGGCCUCACAUGUUCCCGUUGAACCCUUUCUUCCCUCCUCUUGUUAAAGACAACUGCGCUCACAUCCAUGAAUUUCUGGGGGACCUUCUUUCAUCAUCACCAUGGGAGGAGCUCUAUGAAGGUCAGAGCUUGGUAUUAGCAGAAGGACACAUCGGACCGAAGAACGAAACAAGAGAGCCGGUCCAUGCUCACGCGGAGUGUUCAGAUGACGACGCUUCAUCUGUAGGCAGCAAAGACGAAGGCCUCGAGUGUCCCAUCUGCUGGGAAUCAUUCAACAUAGUCGAAAACGUUCCUUACGUGCUGUGGUGCGGCCACACGAUGUGCAAGAACUGCAUCUUGGGACUCCAAUGGGCUAUCGUGAAGCUACCUACUCACCCGGUUCAGCUUCCUCUCUUCAUCUCAUGCCCCUGGUGCAACCUCUUGUCCUUCCGUCUCGUCUUCAGAGGAACACUCAGGUUCCCUCACAAGAACUACUUUUUGCUUUGGAUGGUCGAGAGGAUGAACGGCGAGAGACGCAAUUCUCCCGGUAGAGAACAACAAACCGAUGCAAACAAUGAUCACGCGAGGGAGACUCCGUGUCUCCACCAUCGCCGUAAUCGGGUUCAGCCUGAACCAUCGGGUUCUGUUCACGAUCGUCGCAUUCCCAUGGACAACAACAUACAAGCUUCACUGAGGAAGUCUCUGGUUUUCUUUGUCCAGUUGACGGCAAAGUUUCCACUGGUUGUCAUAUUUCUGCUGAUAAUACUCUAUGCAAUACCGACCAGUGCAGCGAUAUUGGCCAUGUACAUUCUAGUCACUCUCUUGCUGGCUUUACCGUCGUUUCUCAUCCUCUACUUCGCUUAUCCUUGUCUCGACUGGCUCGUCAGGGAGAUUGUCACAUGA
Messenger RNA from Thlaspi arvense, 1131 nucleotides. The record is from the annotation of a GenBank genome assembly. NCBI's taxonomy places the organism in Eukaryota, Viridiplantae, Streptophyta, Magnoliopsida, Brassicales, Brassicaceae.